Molecule: messenger RNA, 1141 nt
Organism: Cucurbita pepo subsp. pepo (vegetable marrow)
Lineage: Eukaryota; Viridiplantae; Streptophyta; Magnoliopsida; Cucurbitales; Cucurbitaceae
Source: RefSeq, a predicted model, not a curated record
ACUCCCAAUUUUGAGACCUUUCAUCCACAAUCAUAUCUAAAUAUCUCAUAAUAUCAUCUGAACUCUAUCCAUCCACAAUUUUCAAAUUUUUAUCCACUACUGCAAUGGUUUACUGGAAGCUUCAAUGGCGACUCCAAUGGCGUUAGCUUCUUCAUCCUCUAAUUUCCUUUCCCUUCCGCGCACUGCAACGCACCUUUCGUUCUCGCCAAAGUCGCCGGUGCUCUAUCCCAAGCCAUGCUUCUCUAUAUCUUCCCUCGCCUCUCCGGAUUUAGACCCAUCGUUACCCUCAAACGUUCACACCUUCUGGCAAUGGCUUCGCCAGGAAGGCAUGGUCUCCUCCAAGACUCACGUGAAGCCGGCAAUUUUCCCUCAAGGCCUCGGACUGGCUACAACCAAAGACCUGUCCAAGAACGAGGUCGUUUUGGAGGUUCCCAAACGAUUCUGGAUAAAUCCUGACGCGGUUACUCAUUCCGAGAUUGGAAAUGCGUGCAGUGGAUUGAAGCCAUGGGUUUCUGUUGCUCUGUUUCUGAUUAGAGAAAAUUUGAAGGACGACUCGCGUUGGCGACGGUACCUCGAUAUUCUCCCGCCACAAACGGAUUCGACUGUGUUUUGGUCUGAAGAGGAGCUUGCAGAGCUCCAAGGAACCCAACUUCUGAGUACGACUUUGAAUGUAAAAGAAUAUGUUAAGAGCGAAUUUCUUAAGGUUGAAGAACAGAUAUUGCGCCGCCACAACGAUCUAUUUCCUUCUCCAGUUACACUGGAUGACUUCUUUUGGGCUUUUGGGAUACUCAGAUCAAGGGCAUUUUCACGACUCAGAGGCCAAAACCUUGUUUUGAUUCCUUUUGCUGACUUGGUCAACCAUAGCGUUAGCGUAACCUCAGAAGAAUAUGCAUGCGAGGUUAAGGCACCGGCAGGCCUCUUCUCAUGGGAUGUCCUAUUCUCUCUCCGGUCCCCAACUUCUGUUAAGGCUGGCGAGCAGGUGAAGUACUAAUUUCUACGUUCAUGUACCUGGCUGACAUGACUGGUAGUUGGAGUUUUCUCUUCUUGAAGGUUUUUAUCCAAUAUGACUUAAAAAAGAGCAAUGCGGAGUUAGCUCUUGACUAUGGGUUCAUAGAGCCAAAAUCCGACCGCAAUGCGUAUA